CGAAUGACAAUCAACAUUAAUGCUAACACACACCGACACCGGUACCGAUAGUCAUUUUAUAAGCGCCCAAUCGAAUGUAUAAAACAAUUAAUUCCGUGCUGAAUUUAACGUAAAAAAAUCGAUCCGAUUUUGAAAUGGAUCCCAAGUCGGAGCUUACCAAACCGGUGGAUUUGGAGUGCAUUGAUUUGCAACGAUAUCUCAAGAGCAAACCGGCAAAUGUGAUCGAGUCAUUGUACAAUCAUCCGAGUAUUUGUUUGGCUGUUUAUCGAGAGUUGCCCGAAAUUUCACGUCAAUUUGUGAUACGAAUCCUGUUUGUUGAACAACCAGUGCCACAGGCUGUGAUCACAUCAUGGACCUCACAGUUGCAUUCAAAAGACCACGCGACGGCAACGAGUGCGCUGAGCGAAUUGGUGAUAUGGCGUUCGGUGGCCAUUCCAGGUGGUUUGCCAGCCUGGGAGUUGAUGCCGACGUUCAAGAAAAAUUUGAAAAUUGCUUUACUAGGUGGUGGCCGACCAUGGACAAUGUCAAAUACUCUGGAUCCAGAUUCGAAAGCACGUGAUAUUCAAUUUUUGGACAAUUAUGCGAUGGGCCGAUGGCGAUGCGUACUGCAUUAUAUGGUCGGUGCGAGUGGUGCACUCAGAGAAACAGAAAGUGAAGGCAUUUCACCGGAUGCCGUGCGCAUUUUGCUGAGUGCAAAUCUGAUGAAACGUGAUGAUAACGACAAUGUGCCAGUGAUUACACGACAAGGUUUUCAGUUUUUGUUGCUCGAUACCCAGUCGCAAGUGUGGCAUUUUAUGCAACAAUAUUUGGAUACGUGUGAACAGAGAGGACUCAAUUUGUCGGAAUGCUUGUCAAUGCUAUUUCAACUGAGCUUCUCAACACUCGGCCGUGAUUACAGUACGGAAGGAUUAACGCCGAGUUUAUUGACAUUUCUGCAACAUUUGCGCGAAUUUGGACUAGUUUACCAGCGCAAACGAAAGGCUGGACGAUUUUAUCCGACACGUUUGGCAUUGAAUAUAUCCAGCAAACGGUCAGCGGUGGCCGCUAUUACAUCGGAAAAUGAAUGUGCUCAAGACAGAUGCAACAUUAUUGUUGAAACCAAUUACCGAGUCUACGCAUACACCGAUUCAAAUCUUCAAGUUGCACUGCUCGGUCUGUUCACCGAAUUACUCUAUCGAUUCCCGAAUUUGAUUGUCGGUGUUUUGACACGAGACUCAAUUCGGCAGGCAUUCCGAGGCGGUAUUACAGCCGAUCAAAUAAUCAGCUAUUUGGAGCAACAUGCGCAUCCAACGAUGCUUACAAAGGAGAAUACCAGCAUAAACACAACAUCACUGCUACCACCAACUGUUGUCGAUCAAAUAAAACUGUGGGAAAAUGAACGCAAUCGUUUCACGUACACCGAAGGCGUCGCCUACAAUCAAUUCCUAUCGCAAAGUGAUUUCAUCUCGCUACGCGACUAUGCACAAUCAAUCAACGUAUUAAUUUGGCAUAACGAACGAACGCGCACAAUGAUCGUUACGACUCGCGGACAUGAAGAUGUGAAAAAAUUCUGGAAACGCUAUCAAAAAGGCAGUUCUUAAGUUAAAAUUUAGUCGACUUGUGACGCAUUUAGAUUUUAAGGCUCAUUCUUUUUUCACAUUUUAUCUUCUUCUGAAAUUUACACUUAUUGUUAAUAGUUUGAAAACCAAAUUCGAACAUUGAAUUGUUACGGUGGCAUAGUAAAUUAAGGAAUAAAAUGGCAUCGAUUAUUCAAACAAAAAA
Messenger RNA from Sitodiplosis mosellana (orange wheat blossom midge), 1761 nucleotides. RefSeq names its product general transcription factor IIH subunit 4 (gene mrn). Lineage: Eukaryota; Metazoa; Arthropoda; Insecta; Diptera; Cecidomyiidae. Gene Ontology annotation, biological process: nucleotide-excision repair. Gene Ontology annotation, cellular component: transcription factor TFIIH core complex; transcription factor TFIIH holo complex. Bases 135 to 1580 code for a protein of 481 amino acids. The record is from RefSeq and is a predicted model, not a curated record. The transcript is spliced from 2 exons. Gene Ontology annotation, molecular function: double-stranded DNA binding; ATPase activator activity.